Camellia sinensis is the source of this 405-nucleotide messenger RNA. Lineage: Eukaryota; Viridiplantae; Streptophyta; Magnoliopsida; Ericales; Theaceae. The record is from RefSeq and is a predicted model, not a curated record.
AUGGAGCUUCGACCAGGUUUCUUGCUCUCUCCUCUUUCAUUUCUUUUGCUUUCUGUGACGAGCCAUGUUCGAGAGAGAACAGACAAAUCCGACACAGAUCCCACACCCACACCCGUGUCGUGUCGUGUCGAUACAGUGGACAUGAUUAAACCUGAUGCCACUAUAAUUCUACGCAAUGCAAAGAUCGACAUGUUUAAAGUGGACAUGAUGAAACCUGAUGCCACUAUAAUUCUACGCAAUGCAAAGAUCGACAUGUUUAAAGGUUCAAUGAGGCUUGCGGUGGACAAGUGGGGUCGUGUGGAAGUAACUGAACCGGCAAGCUUCAUCGUUAAAGAGGAUAAUAACCUGUCAUUGGUUGAAUAUGAACUAGUCAAUGUGGUGGAAGAGUGGCUCGUGCAAAUGUAA